Molecule: messenger RNA, 1572 nt
Organism: Saccostrea cuccullata (small rock oyster)
Lineage: Eukaryota; Metazoa; Mollusca; Bivalvia; Ostreida; Ostreidae
Product: adenosine receptor A2a-like
Exons: 5
Coding region: 118-1107 (329 amino acids)
Biological process (GO): chemical synaptic transmission; G protein-coupled receptor signaling pathway, coupled to cyclic nucleotide second messenger
Cellular component (GO): dendrite; plasma membrane
Molecular function (GO): G protein-coupled serotonin receptor activity; neurotransmitter receptor activity
Source: RefSeq, a predicted model, not a curated record
AAUCAGCAAUGAAAAUAUCAAUAUAAUUAUGCGUAACUGGGACAUUAAAAAAUCUUACCAACAUCUGCCGCAGUUAAUGAUACGUAUUUUAUUCAAACACUUACUAUUUAAUCUGUGAUGGAAGAUAUCCUUGGUUCUCCUGGUCCCGGAACAGCCUUUUAUGUAUAUUAUUUUGGGAUGUUUUCUAUUAUUGCUUGUAUAAAUAUACCAGGAAACAUACUGAUCAUUAUAGCCGUUUUUAAAACCCCGAAUCUACAGAAGCCAUGUAAUUUCUGUAUUGCGAGUUUGGCGGUCACAGACUUAUUGAUUGGAUUAGUGUAUCCUGUGUACAAUAUCUCGCACCUGCAACACGUGCCAGAAAUCAGCCGUCCAUUAGGCCAGUGGAAUGUAUGUCGGUUUUUGUUGUGUGAGGUCAUUGCAUUGGACAUCUGCUCAUCCUAUCAUUUAGUAGCCAUCACCAUCAAUCGAUACAUCGCCAUUGUGAACCCAUUACGUUAUCACGUCUACGUCACGACAAGGUCAACUAAAUACGUCAUAGUAUUUAUCUGGGUCAUAUCGCAAGGUGUUUGUGUAAUAAUGUUUACACUCUAUAAUCCAGAGGAAUACAUCCUGAGACAAGAACCCUCAUGUCGGUUCGAGCUCAUUUUUUCUCUGGCUCACAUGUGUGUCUACUUCAUUUUUCAACUGAUUCUGCCAUUAAUAUUAAUGAUUCCCAUGUACGCCAGGAUCGCUAAUAUUGCCAGAACACAGGCAAAGGCUAUAGCAAUUCUAAAACGGCUUCCAUGGCAUAAAGAUAGGGCAUGUUGUUGCCACAUCAAUUAUCACGAAUUAAAGUCAACAUUUUUGGUCUCCAUUCUAUUAGUGUCCUACACAGUUGCCUGGGUGCCUUUUAUGACAUACUCCUUUUACCGAAUACAGUGUGUUAAGGAUUGCUACUUCAGUCCUUUCAUACGAGCAAGCUGCCGAAUAUUGUUGUAUCUCAACUCAGCUAUAAAUAUAUUUAUUUAUGCACUCCGUUUAAAGGAAUUCCGGAAAAGCAUCAAACAUAAGUUGACACAUUUUUUCAGAAUGAUUUUGUGUCGAGAAAAAAAUGGGAGGGCUCAUUAAAUACUCGCCACUCGACUACUUCGUAAAACAUGUGAGCAAGUUUGUUUACAAUGACCUACGAGAAAAAAAUUGUGAAAAAAGAGAGAACCUAUCUACUGUAGGGUGACAAUGUAAACAGCGAAUGAACAUGUAGGCGUAUAAUGUCUUCAGCGAAAACAUCAACAUGUAUUCUUUUAAGUCAAUGACAAAAUGUGUCGAUGGACAACGAGGUAUUCAGUGAGGAUAGAUCAUAUCGCCAACAACGAUGUGCACAAAAUGUUGAUAAUUACUCUAAUAGACAAAGCUAAAUAUAUUUUGACUGUGAAUGGAAAUGAAAGUGUAAAUAUGAAAAUGCAUCUUUUCAGGUUUUCUAAUGCCCCUUCAAUAUAAAAUAAAAAAAAACUUCAUGACAUGUUAUGAAGUAUUUAUAGCAUGGGUUGGAUUUGUAAGUCUUUGAUUUAGAGUUUGAAAUACAUUGCAGUAAGU